UUGCUGGUUGGGGUUACCGGAGACGGGGUGAAGGAGAAACGGCAGCGGGCGGGCGACGAGCCUUCGCUGCCGCCUAAGCGGGGUGGCCGUCUCUGGGCGCUGGCUCCCGGGCCUGCUCCCGGCCUCCUUUCCGUGUGGCCCGGGUCUUCAGCGCGGCUCUGGUAAACAGUGGGAUUUCGCGCCGGAGCCAGGACUCCUGUGUUCCCUCUACUCCAGACAUCCGUCCCUGGCCCCUGAGAGUUCCAUCUCCUCUUUCCCCAACUAGUGUUUUGGGCUCUUUUUAAAGGUUUAGACUACUCGAGUGAACCAGCCUUCAGGAACGUUCCAUUCUUUCUUCUAUCCCAGUGCUUACAACCUGGGUACAAAAUUGGAUUGCCACAAGUUGGCCACGGCAGAGGGCGUUGUGCUUGGGACCUGACACACAUGCCUCAGACAAGAGAAAGAGCCAGCUUCUCAGGUGUCCUCAGAGUCGGUCACCCAUUGCAGUGCUGACAGCAGAUUUCGUGGACUAGAAGUGCUUGUUGGUACCUGAUGAGUUAUCUGUUUCCCCUUCUAAGAGCAUUUCUCCGGUUGUAGCUGGCUCUCUGUUCUGAGGGGGAGUGCUAGAACUGUGCCACCAUGCCCACUGUGGUGGUAAUGGAUGUGUCCCUUUCCAUGACCCGACCUGUGUCUGUCGAGGGGUCUGAGGAAUACCAGCGGAAGCACCUGGCUGCCCACGGCUUGACGAUGCUAUUUGAACACAUGGCCACAAACUACAAGCUUGAAUUUACAGCACUGGUGGUUUUUUCAUCACUUUGGGAACUGAUGGUCCCCUUCACAAGAGAUUACAACACCCUGCAGGAAGCACUGAGUAACAUGGAUGAUUAUGACAAAACCUGCCUGGAGUCUGCAUUAGUUGGCGUUUGCAAUAUUGUCCAGCAAGAAUGGGGUGGAGCGAUUCCUUGCCAGGUUGUUCUGGUGACUGAUGGCUGUCUUGGCAUUGGCAGAGGGUCACUGCGACAUUCCCUAGCUACUCAGAAUCAAAGGAGCGAGAGCAACAGAUUCCCACUCCCCUUCCCUUUCCCGUCUAAGUUGUAUGUCAUGUGCAUGGCCAACCUAGAGGAGCUUCAGAGCACUGACUCCUUGGAGUGCCUUGAACGACUUAUAGACUUAAACAAUGGUGAGGGGCAAAUUUUUACUAUUGACGGCCCCCUGUGUUUGAAGAAUGUACAGUCUAUGUUUGGAAAGCUGAUAGAUCUGGCGUACACGCCUUUCCACGCUGUUCUCAAGUGUGGCCACCUAACGGCUGAUGUACAAGUCUUCCCCAGGCCAGAACCUUUUGUUAUAGAUGAAGAAAUUGAUCCUAUCCCUAAAGUCAUUAACACAGACUUGGAAAUAGUGGGCUUUAUUGACAUAGCUGAUAUUUCCAGCCCCCCAGUUUUGUCCAGGCAUUUGGUCUUGCCCAUAGCACUUAACAAAGAAGGUGAUGAAGUGGGUACUGGCAUCACUGAUGACAAUGAAGAUGAAAAUUCAGCCAAUCAGAUCGCUGGCAAAAUACCCAACUUCUGUGUGUUGCUCCAUGGUAGCCUGAAAGUGGAAGGAAUGGUGGCGAUUGUACAGCUAGGUCCUGAAUGGCAUGGGAUGCUCUACUCGCAAGCUGAUAGCAAGAAGAAGUCAAACCUCAUGAUGUCUCUCUUUGAGCCUGGCCCAGAACCUCUCCCAUGGCUGGGGAAAAUGGCACAGUUGGGUCCCAUUUCAGAUGCUAAAGAAAACCCUUAUGGGGAGGACGACAACAAGAGUCCAUUCCCCCUGCAGCCCAAAAACAAACGCAGUUAUGCCCAGAAUGUGACUGUCUGGAUCAAACCCAGCGGCCUGCAGACAGAUGUACAGAAGAUCUUAAGAAAUGCAAGGAAGCUCCCUGAAAAAACACAAACAUUCUAUAAGGAGCUGAACAGGUUGCGAAAAGCUGCCUUAGCCUUUGGUUUCCUGGACCUGCUCAAAGGUGUGGCUGACAUGCUGGAGAGGGAGUGCACCCUGCUGCCUGACACAGCCCACCCAGAUGCCGCAUUCCAGCUCACCCACGCUGCCCAGCAGCUCAAGCUGGCCAGCACCGGCACCUCUGAGUAUGCUGCAUAUGACCACAACAUCACACCCCUGCACACGGACUUCUCAGGGAGCAGCACUGAACGAAUGUGAUGCUAACCUCUGGAGCUUUCCUUCUCUGUUCAUUUUGUCUGAAAAUGAGCCCAUUCAGCCCCAAAUAGCCAUCCAAGGACCUCGAGCUGUCUCAGAAGCAGCACUGCCAGUUUGAAUGUCUCUACUGCAGUCUGAGAAAGGUCCGAAGGGUGGUUGUCUGGGGCUUUCACACUAGCUCUGUGGGGCUCAGUCCGAAACAGCUUUUGGUUCAUGUUGAGCACAACUCCUGAGAAGCUUGGACACAUGAGGACAGAGCUCCACUGCCACUCUCAGGAAGCCUGCCCAGCAAGGGCCUUCCCGCAUCCAAAAAACAACUUUUUUUUUUUACAGGUUUACGUCUCAAUUCUACUGUGCUUAGAAUGAGCAAUCCAGAUGUCUAAAACUUGUCUAAGUACAAACCUGAUGCCACCAAGUUUUAAAAUUUUUCUUAGAACUUGUUAAGAUACAGUGGCAGUGCUCAGGUGCUUCUGGUGUAUCUGAGGUACAAAUCUUUAGACAGUAACCACAUGUGUGUAAAAUCACUCCUGUUCAUGUUUUUAAAUGAAAAUUAAAUAUUUGAUUUUCUAUAAAAUGAUUUCAUUUAGAAACACAUUGUUUUGCUCUGUCUUAUCCCUUGAAUAUA
Molecule: messenger RNA, 2797 nt
Organism: Microtus oregoni (creeping vole)
Lineage: Eukaryota; Metazoa; Chordata; Mammalia; Rodentia; Cricetidae
Gene: Ints14
Product: integrator complex subunit 14
Exons: 13
Coding region: 619-2175 (518 amino acids)
Biological process (GO): snRNA 3'-end processing
Cellular component (GO): integrator complex
Source: RefSeq, a predicted model, not a curated record